Molecule: messenger RNA, 1654 nt
Organism: Syngnathus acus (greater pipefish)
Lineage: Eukaryota; Metazoa; Chordata; Actinopteri; Syngnathiformes; Syngnathidae
Gene: tmigd1
Product: transmembrane and immunoglobulin domain containing 1
Exons: 9
Coding region: 660-1400 (246 amino acids)
Biological process (GO): cell-cell adhesion
Cellular component (GO): cell-cell junction
Molecular function (GO): cell adhesion molecule binding
Source: RefSeq, a predicted model, not a curated record
CCAUUUUCCACUUCCGCUGUUUGACCUGAGAACUUUUCACACCCGUCGUCCUCUUCACCGACUCUUCUCAAAUCAGUCCCGCCGAGGUUCGGCAAAUUUCCGGGUGAUCCGCAGCCCUGUGACCCACCCGAAAAGAUCCGCCCCUGCAUCAUGCUGACCACCCCGAGAGAAAUAUGUGAUUCCCAGCCGCCAAUCAACCACUCCCCCCACAAACCCCACGCAACAACCCUCCCAUCGCCACCUAGUGGGGAAAGGUGGUACUACGUCAUGGGCCAUCAAUGACACUGCGCAUGAACACUGAAAGCGGGCGGGGACGACGGACCCUGGUGGGCUUUGCCGCAUCACUGAUGAUGGGUGAUGCCGCCCACGCGACGUGACUUCGUCAUCAUGGCUUCCUGUCAUGAAGCCGAGAGCGCCACCUAGAGGGAGGACAUGUAGGUCUUCCAAAACCUGCAAUGAGGCGCUGGCACUGCAAUCCUUUUCAUGUCCACACCCAAGGUUGAGUACAUACUGCCAAUAAAAAAUACAACAAUAAACUUACACAUGAUUGAUAACAAACAGCGGGAAGUCAUAAAGCUGAACUCCUCUUCGGCGUCUUUAAGAGCUGACACAUUGUCACGUCUCAAAUCUUCAGGUGAGCACACUCAGGAAGGAAUAAAAUGGGAUCCUACUGUGUUCUUGUGUUAGCGCUUUGUGCGGCACAAACAUUGUGCGUCACCAUCGAGUCGGUGCCCGGCGUGGACGGCGAGGGAGUCAUCCUGACCGAACUGGAGCAAACCGUUUCGCUGGUGUGUUCCAGCAACCGAUCCGAGGAUGACGGAGCGGAACUGGUGUGGCUGAGGAACGGCGCCACGGUGAUUCUCCGCCAAGGAAACCGCAAGGGACAAAGUGCCGUGUGCAUCAUGCCAGUCAUCCACCAGGACAACGGCGCCACCUUCACCUGCCGCCUGAGCAGCAACGCCAGCGUUGAGGCUUCCGUCACCCUCAAUGUCACAUAUGCGCCUACACCGUCGGGAUCCGAGGGCGUAUUAGUGGAGGAUGCCUCAUCGCUGGUGCUGAGCUGUGACAUUUUCGCCAACCCGCCCAUCUCCUCGGUGCGGUGGACCCUUAACGGCAGCGCUAUCGAUAUAAUCGCAGGGGGCUUCACCCUGACCAACGACGGCUUCACGAGCCGGCUAUCCGCCGACAAGGCGGAGAAGAGUAAGCAUGAGGGCCUCUACCGCUGCACGGUGGACUCGCCCGUCUACGGAAUCAAGAGCAAGGACUUCCUGGUUACUGUCACAGAAAAGACCGUCAAGUUUCCACUGAUGCCCAUCAUUGCCGGCGUGGUUGUGGUGUGCCUUACGGCGAUCCUCGCCAUUGUUUCACGCUGGGAGAGAAUCAUCAAGUGCUGCAAGUGAAGGAUCGUCUGCGGUCGGUUAGCUUAGCGCUAAGACUAAGAGAACCAGCCAUUUAACCAAGUCAUUUCGUAGCUCUCCACUUGGCUGCUCGUUUCCAUGACAACAGGAAGGAGCCCUUGCCCUUAAUUAGCUUUGCGUGAAGCUAAGGCUAAGAUACCCGACAAAUUAAACGACUCCUGAUGUAGCCCUCUGUGAGGAUGCCUGAAGCUGUUGUGUAAUGCGUUAUUAUAUAUAAAGUUGUAUUGUAAUUUAUU